This is a messenger RNA of Spea bombifrons (plains spadefoot toad), 2454 nucleotides long. It is a transcript of the gene HTATSF1, whose product is annotated as HIV-1 Tat specific factor 1. Gene Ontology annotation, cellular component: U2 snRNP; U2-type spliceosomal complex. The coding region runs from base 111 to 1460 and encodes 449 amino acids. The transcript has 9 exons. The record is from RefSeq and is a predicted model, not a curated record. Gene Ontology annotation, biological process: mRNA splicing, via spliceosome. Gene Ontology annotation, molecular function: RNA binding. Lineage: Eukaryota; Metazoa; Chordata; Amphibia; Anura; Pelobatidae.
UUCCGGGUCUGGACGUCCUCACGCUCGAUGCCUGCGUGCUUGUUUGCAUCUGAGUUGCUUUGCUUUUCUCUGCUCGUUUUAGCGUAGUUUCUGCCGGGGCUUCCCCCGUCAUGAGCAAAGCUGCGGAUGGCAACGAUGAGUUUUACGAGCAGUUGCGGCUCCAUCAGUUGUACGGGACGCGGGGUCGGGAGGGGGAGCACGAUCCCAUCACUUACAAGGACCCCACGGAUGGCACUGAGUAUGAGUGGGACCAGGAAAAGAAGGCAUGGUUCCCUAAGAUAACAGAAGAUCUUUUGGUGAGGUACCAGGCAAACUAUGGCUUAAAUCUAGAAAAUGAUAACGUAACUUCCACUGAAUCUGCCAAACCUCCGGAAUCAAAAGAUCCUGAAAAACCUAAGGAAAUCCCAAACGAUCCUAAAAGCCAUUCUGACUCGUCAUCACAAAAGGCAAAGGGUGAGAAAAGAAAAGCAGACCCUGGGUGGUUUAACGUAGACCAAGAGAGAAAUACAAAUGUCUACGUGACUGGACUUCCGCUUGAUAUAACCAAUGAUGAAUUUGUCCAGAUCAUGUCCAAGUAUGGAAUUAUUAUGCGAGAUCCUGUGUCAGAAGAGUAUAAAAUAAAGCUGUACAAAGAUGGGGAAGGAAACUUGAAGGGGGAUGGCUUGUGCUGUUAUCUCAAGAGGGAAUCUGUGGAUCUUGCAUUGAAACUUCUUGAUGAUUACGAGAUAAGGGGAUACAAACUUCAUGUUGAAAGUGCGAAAUUUCAACUCAAGGGGCAGUAUGAUGCCUCCAAAAAGAAGAAAAAAUCCAAAGACUACAGGAAAAAGCUAUCUCAACAGCAAAAACUCUUGGACUGGAGACCAGAAAAGAAGGCUGGUGAAUUGAGAAAACGCUUUGAGCGUGUUAUUAUCAUUAGGAAUAUGUUUCACCCAAAAGAUUUUGAGGAAGAUCCUUUGGUACUGAAUGAGAUUCGAGAAGAUCUACGAACGGAGUGUGAAAAGUUUGGUCAAGUGAAGAAGGUCCUUAUAUUCGACCGACAUCCAGAUGGUGUGGCUUCUGUGUCUUUUAAAGAAGCAGAAGAAAGUGAUGCUUGUAUUCUUGCUCUUAACGGGAGGUGGUUUGGUGGUCGCCAGCUUGUGGUGGAAUCGUGGGAUGGAGUGACGGAUUACCAGAUUGAAGAAACCUCUCGAGAAAGAGAAGAGCGGCUCAAAGGAUGGGACAAUUUCCUGCAAACUAAUGAACAGAACACAACAGAAGGUGCCAGCCAUGGUAGCUCAGUCCCCUGUGAUAAUGGACAGACAGUUGAGAAGCAGGAUAAUAAAAGCUCAUCUUCAAAAAACAAGGACAAUGACUCUCAUGACGAUGAUAUUGAGAAAGUGGAUCAUGCUGAAGGCGAUUCUCAGUCUACAGAUAGCAACAUUGGCAGCAGUGACGAUGAAGCAGAUAAAGGACAGUUGUAGUUUUGUAAAUUCAUCUCCAGUAGCUUGCUUUGUGUAUCCCCCCCCCCCCAGUGACUCCAGGGCGAUGCAUACCUAAAUCGAGCUGUCAUGAAGUCUUCAUAACUAAUGUUUAUUAAGAUGUACUGGGGGUGAAAGACAGAUAUCGGAAUGAAUGUCUUCUUGUGUGUUUUGAAUAUUUGCCGGCAGCCCAUAAAACUGGAGAAACUUGUUUCUGCUACAGUCACUUCUUAACCAAUUCGAGUGAAUCCAUCCCAAUGCAUUUGUUUUAUGCCUAAAAUUGAAUGUUGGUAUCAGGUAGAUGAAAAUUGCAGUGAAUUUAAAGAUUCCUUUUAAAACUUUAUUAAUUUAGAAUUUAAGUGCCUCCGUGUAGUAAUAAAUGAAGGUGUUAUCGAGGAUGAGGGGUUUGGUAUAAGACUUCUCAUCAACGUCACCCGUUUGUCAGCACAAUAAAAUGACACUGUAAAUAUUAUUUCUAACAAAAACAGGCGCUUUUAAAGCUGGAUUUCAAGGUUUUGUGCAUGCAAUAUUUCAUCUAUAUGAUACUAAACAGCCAUAGUCGGCCCAAAUGCUCUCAUGUCAAUAUCUUGAGAUGAAUGUUUAUGUUGAUGAGAUCUGUUUCAUUUCAUACAAGCAUGGCUAUGACAAAAAGUGUCAUUCAUUUUAGAUUAAUUUCAAGUGUAAACUUUCGUAGUUUUAAACGUUUUAGGCAGUGAAAUUCCUUCCAACCUCUGCUCUGGUAAAUAACACCAAAUUAUGUCCAUCUAGUUUGCAAUUAUGUUUUUUUGAUCAUACAGUUUGGAUAUAGCACCAAAACAUGCUAAAAUGACAUGGCAAAUGCUUAACAAUUAACGUGUGUCCUUUAGGGUGAAAUACCACCAAUUGUUUUCAUGAUUUAUAAUUUUUAAAUAACUGUUCCAUGUUUUAUAGGCUGACAUUCUGCUGUGAACUGGUGUUUAUGAAAUUGUAUUUGUAUUAAAAUUUCAAUUUGUUUGCA